UGGAAGAAAUGGCGGACAUGGAUGAAUUGUUCGGGAGUGAUGGAGACAGCGACAAUGAUCAGCGAGAGUCUGGCUCUGGCUCCGGUUCAGACUCGGAGCAGGAGAGACCACGGUCUGCCAGCAACGCCUCCGGCAGCGGCAGCGGCAGUGACAGUGAUCGAGAACGAGGUGAUGAUGAUGAAGAUGAAGGCCAGGAGGCAGGAAAGCCCAGUAUAAAUAAGGAACUGUUUGGAGAUGACAGCGAGGACGAACAACACAGUCAACACAGUCAACACAGUGGCAGCGACAACCAGUCGGAGCGCUCAGGGAAUCAGUCUGAUGCCAGCAUGCACUCAGACCAGGGCGACAACGAUCACUCUGAUGCAGAGCAGCACAGCGGCUCAGAGCGCGGCCAUCGUGAUGAGGAUGAAGACGAGGAAGACGGGGGCCACCGGUCUGAUGGCGGGAGCCCAGCUGGCAGUGGGAUGUCUGGAGCGGGGAGCCCUCGCUCUGAGAGGGGCAGUGUCCACUCAGACAGAAGUGUGCACAGUGAUCCUGCGACUCCACAGUCGGGCCCCGGCACCCCUCACUCUGACGGAGAAGCUUCUGGCAGGGAGAACCAGUCAGAUGAUGAGAAGUGGGAAGGGGGCGCUAAGAGCGACCAGUCAGAGGACGAGGAGGAGAAACGACAUUACUCAGAUGAAGAAAGAGAGAACUCUGAUGAUGAGGGGCCGAGGAACAGAAAGUCAGAGUCUGUAAAGGGCAGUGACAGCGAAGAUGAUUUCCUCCGAGUGAAACCCAAAGCAAAAGCUGCCUCUGACUCAGAUUCUGACAGUGACAUUGGACGAAAGAAAGGAAAUAAAACAGCAGCAGCAGAUGACCUGUUUGGAGAGGCCGACGACAUCUCUUCAGACAGCGAUGCAGAGAAGCCCCCGACCCCAGGACAGCCUCUGGAUACAGAGGAUGGGAUGGAGGGGGAGCAGGCAGAAGAAGAGCCUGCGCCUGAGACUCGUAUCGAAGUCGAGAUCCCCAAAGUCAGCACUGACCUGGGAUCUGAUCUGUACUUUGUUAAGCUGCCCAACUUCCUGUCUGUGGAGCCCAGACCCUUUGAUCCUCAGUACUAUGAGGAUGAGUUUGAGGAUGAAGAAAUGCUGGAUGAAGAGGGACGCACCAGGCUCAAACUGAAGGUGGAGAAUACUAUUCGGUGGCGAGCCAAGAAAGACGAGGAGGGAAAUGAAACACGAGAGAGCAACGCACGCAUCGUAAAAUGGUCUGACGGCAGCAUGUCCCUCCACCUGGGAAAUGAAGUGUUUGAUGUUUACAAAGCUCCUCUCCAAGGAGACCACAACCACUUGUUCAUCCGGCAGGGUACUGGACUACAGGGACAGGCUGUGUUCAAAACCAAACUCACAUUCAGGCCCCACUCCACAGACAGCGCCACCCACAGGAAGAUGACCCUGUCUUUGGCCGACCGCUGCUCCAAGACACAGAAGAUCAGGAUCCUUCCCAUGGCUGGACGGGAUCCGGAGUCACAUCGUAACGAAAUGAUUAAGAAAGAGGAAGAGCGCCUGCGUGCGUCCAUCCGCAGAGAGUCUCAGCAGAGGAGGAUGAGGGAGAAGCAGCACCAGAGAGGCCUGAGCAGCAGCUACCUGGAGCCCGACCGCUACGAUGACGAGGAGGAGGGCGAGGAGGCCAUCAGCCUGGCAGCUAUCAAGAGCAAAUACAAGGGAGGAGGAGGACUCAGAGAGGAGAGAGCAAGGAUCUACUCAUCAGACAGCGAUGAAGGCUCCGAUGAUGACAAGGCCCAGAGGCUGAUGAAAGCCAAGAAGCUCGACAGCGACGAGGAGGGUGAAGGAUCAGGCAAACGAAAGGCAGAGGACGAUGAGGAAAUGUCCACCAAGAAAGCCAAGAAAUAUGUCAUCAGUGACGAGGAGGAAGAGGAGGAGGAGGAGGAGGAGGAAGAAGAAGAUGAUGAUGAAUAAUUCACUUUUUUUUAACCAUUCCACUGUAUUAUCAGUGCUCAGCCCACAUGGCGUAUAAACAGCCAUAUUUUGUUUUGUAUAUUUUCUUAAGACCUGUGUGUGUGUGUGUGUGUGUGUGUGUGUGUGUGUGUGUGUGUGUGUGUGUGUGUGUGUAUGAUUGUGUAUGUAUGAUUGUGUGUGUGUGUAUGAUUGUGUAUGUAUGAUUGUGUGUUUGCUUGUUUAUGUUGUGUACAGCUGAGGUGAGAAAUAAAGAAGUGAUUGUCUUAUGUAAUCAAAGCUUCCUAAAGCGCC
This is a messenger RNA of Scomber japonicus (chub mackerel), 2252 nucleotides long. RefSeq names its product LEO1 homolog, Paf1/RNA polymerase II complex component (gene leo1). The coding region runs from base 9 to 1961 and encodes 650 amino acids. Gene Ontology annotation, biological process: transcription elongation by RNA polymerase II; positive regulation of transcription elongation by RNA polymerase II. The transcript is spliced from 14 exons. NCBI's taxonomy places the organism in Eukaryota, Metazoa, Chordata, Actinopteri, Scombriformes, Scombridae. Gene Ontology annotation, cellular component: nucleus; Cdc73/Paf1 complex. Gene Ontology annotation, molecular function: RNA polymerase II C-terminal domain phosphoserine binding. The record is from RefSeq and is a predicted model, not a curated record.